GAGGAGGACGAGGAGGAGGACGACGACGAUGAGGACUUGGAGGAGAACGCGACCAGCAAGCGGCAGAUUGAGGUGAAGGCCCACCAGGCGUCGCACACAAACUACCUCCUCAUGAGAGGCUACUAUGCCCCGGCAUCGUCAGCACUCGCAACCUGAGCCCCACCGACAACAUCGUCGUCAAUUCCUGCCAAGUGAAGGUGAAGAUGAGGAAGACCCCUGCCCAGGACAGCCUCUGGGCUCAAGGUCCGCCAGAUCUGGAGAACCUCCCCGUCGGAGCCUCCUGCCUCCCCAUCGCCUUCACCAGACUCCUUGGUGUCCAGGAAGAAGACUGCGAGGCAGGCCACCUUCUUCAGUCCCUGGAGCGCCUCUCUUACAGCCCUGCAGAUGCUGCCGCCGCCCUGGAAGUCUGCAGAGCCAUCGGUGAGGCUUCCCACUUUGGGGUGGCCACGGUGGACCUUGCCAGGCAGUUCCAGCACUACGAAGUGGCCGGCGGGGAUCGCACGUGGCUCUUGCCCCAGUACCUCCAGGACCUCAUUGACCUGGAGCAUGUGUUAGAAGUCGGCGGCCACACCACCCGGCUGGUGGCAAGGAGAUUCGCCAGCCCCUGGCUGCUGCACUCUGUACGCCUCAAGGAGGAUGGCCCCGAAGUCCUGCAAGGCAAAGACUCUGCUCUCCCGAAGGACCCGGCUGAGUCAGGGGAGACGGAGCUCAGCAGGGCUUCUCCUGCUCUGUCAGAGGAAGAACCAGCGAGGAAAAGGCAGAAGACGGAGGAGGAGAGUCUGGAUGGAGAAGCUGCUGCCCAAGGCACCCAGAGCAUGCCGGGAGAAGGAGCCAGCAGCCCUGCGGCCCUGAAUGCCAGCCCUGGUGGCGCAAGGACUCCAGAGAUGCAAGAAGGGACUGCCGCACUAGAGCCAGGCUCCAUACGAGGCUGCAGGAUGGACGCUGUGGGGAAGGGCAGUGGGAAAGAGGCCUCUGGCCUGAGCAGCCAGGAAGCCGAAGACUGUGGUGGUCACACCAGGGAGCCACGCAAGGAUCCCGCCUCGCAGCCGGAAGCAGCCCCUGGCGACUCCAGCGGAUGUUCUGCGGGGAAAGUAUGGCAGGCAGAAUACGAAAGCGCUGGUGGGAGCAUCAGCUUUGUCGGCCGUCCGUGGCGCAUCGUGGACGGCAGCCUGAACAAGCCAGUCUGCAAGGGCAUCAUGGAGGGGGUUCUCUGCCACAUCAUGACCAAACCUGGCAUAACGGAAGCAGCUCUGUGCCACCACUAUUUGGGCGUCCUGCAGCCGGUGGCUCUUCUGGAGAUUCUGCAGGGCCUUGAAUCUCUUGGCUGCAUCAGGAAAUUCCACUUGAAGCAGCAGAGACCAGCCUCGCUCUUCUCGAAGCCGACCCUUGAGGAGGUGGUUGGCAGCCCCAAACUGAGCAGCACGCCAGCCGUCUUCUAUGAGCCCACUGUUGACUGCACCCUGAAAAUGGGCAGGGUCUUUCCCUAUGAACUGAACUGGAACAAGUGGGUGCAGAUGGCUCCCUUGUGAUGAGGCCUCUUUUGUACAGUAGGACAGUGAAUGUCGUUGCGUGCUUUUGUUAAUAAAGAGAUUGUUUCUGUACCUCC
Molecule: messenger RNA, 1606 nt
Organism: Podarcis muralis (Common wall lizard)
Lineage: Eukaryota; Metazoa; Chordata; Lepidosauria; Squamata; Lacertidae
Source: RefSeq, a predicted model, not a curated record